AGGAAAUCCAGAUGCUGAAGGCAAGACGUGCUUGUCAUAGUUUAGGAAACAUGUAACUCUCUUCUAUACUUUUAAGUUCCACUGAUGACUUUGGAAUAGGUGGUUGACCAGAUUGACACACUGACAUCCGACCUGCAGCUGGAGGAUGAGAUGACAGAUAGUUCCAAAACAGACACACUCAACAGCAGCUCCAGCAGCACAACAGCUUCCAGUCUGGAGAAAGUCAAGGUGCGGGGCAGUGCACCACUCAUCAAGCCACCCGCACACCCCUCUGCUAUCCUCACCGUGCUGCGGAAGCCGAAUCCGCCCCCACCUCCACCACGACUGACACCUGUCAAGUGCGAUGAGCCUCCAAGGCUGACUCCUUCCACCAAUCCUGUCAAGACUAAUGGUACCCUGCUGCGAAAUGGAGGCUUGCCAGUUGGGCCCAACCGCAUCCCAAAUGGAGAUAUAUGCUGUAUACCGAACAGUAAUUUGGAGAAAGUUACAAUGCAGCCUCUGACGCACAGACCUGAGAAAGAGCGGUGUCCUCAGCCGGGAGCGAGGGAACGGGUACGAUUUAGUGAAAAAGUGCAGUACCAUGGCUAUUGCCCUGACUGUGAUGUUCGGUAUAACAUUAAAAACAGGGAGGUGCACUUGCACAGUGAGCCUGCCCGUGUUGUGGGAAAGUUGCCACACCAGUGCCCUCCUCUCCCACCUCCACCACCUCCACUGCCUCCAUUUCCUCUGGAAAAUGGAGGGUUGGGGAUAAGUCCCAGUAAUAGCUUUCCUCCACUGAGACCUGCGACUGUGCCUCCACAAACUGCACCAAAACCCCAGAAGACCAUCUUGAGGAAAUCAACCACUACAACAGUGUGAUGUAUGCCACUUGAAACAACUCUUUCUUUUAUCUUAUAUAUAAACAUAAAUAGGUAAUGAGCACUUUCUACUUGAGCAAUAAAAAGCCCCAAUGUAUUACUCCCUGUGCCCAGUGAAGUGGCAUAAAAAUCACGUGUGUCAACACUGACUGCAGAAUUCUUCAGGACCUGUGGGAGAAAGCUAGAGGAGAGUCUAAAUGGCAUUUCCAGAGAUCCUUGAGAGUCCAUAAGAGAAGGGAUAUGUCAGGAAAUGGAGAAGGUGAAUCACUGGCUGUGUAACUGAUGAACCUUUUAAUUUUCACCUUCAGGCUUGAAGGAAUAUCUAUAUCUGGAGGCACAUCAGUUAAUUAUUUGCAUAUCAGAUUCAACAUUGUGACUUCUUACAGGCCAGAUCUGAGAAGUAACAGGAACCUGAUGCUCCAUGGAAAAUGGAAAAGCCUUUCAAGACAGAGCACAACUGAUCAUGAGUGUAAUCUGCAUUGAAUCGUCUUUCUCAGAUCUGACAGCUACAUGCUGAGUCCUGGCAAAAGCCACAGCCUUAAAUUCCAUUUAAUGGGAAAGAAGAAUAAAGAGAACUAAAUAUCUUUCCCCACUGCAGAAACUGCUGUCUUCAUGCCUGACACCUGAGUUCUGUGCUGAGCAACCAGAGUAACAAACAAUCAGGUUUUCAUGGGUCCAGCCAGCAUCCAAAAAUAUUUCAGUAUGUAGCCAGAAGGAGAAAUACUUAGGUGACAGCAGAAAAGUAAUGUGUUUACUGUAACAGAGGAAUGUUACUGUCUGUGGGGAUAGAAGACCUCUGUCAUCCCUUGUACAUAUUCAAAGCCAUACAGGAACAGGGCAUCGGUGAUUGCUUAAAAGGAUGCUGUCUUUUGUCCUCCACCCAACUUUGAAGAAGUUCAGCUGUUAGAGAUUGCAUCUCAAUGCACUUCUAGUAUUUGCACUGUCACUUCCAUUCAGGGUAAUGAUGUGCACCUCCAUUUGCACAGAUGGCCCCAGGAGAUUUUUGACCACAACAAGCUAUAUUUUGCUGGGGCUUCAAAAGGAAUUUAAAAGUUAGAACUGAAGAAAAACCUUUGCGCUUUCUUUCACUAUGGGGAUCUCUUCACAGAAAGGACUAUGGUCCUUUCUUAGGUUUAAAUAAACACAUACAUAUACAUACAUAUAUAUAUAUAUGUAUAUAUAUGAAAAAGCAUCAACGUGAUAAGGUGUAUUUAAAAAGGGGAUAUAAUCUUUUUUAACAGCAUCCAUUUUUUAUCAUAUUAGCAAACAAGACAUUUAGUCUAUUGAAUUAUACAUCCAAAAUACUCUUACUGAACAUAGACAUUAUAGUCCCAGUUACUGUUAAAGAAGUCAUUUGUAAUAUGUAUUUGACAUUAAAUUUUUUCUAGCCAUUUGUCUAUACUUCAUGGAGAAAUCUAACAGACAAGCAGCAUUUUCAGUUUAUUUUUCUAAAUAAAUGUGCUGUUUAUGUUAUUUGCAGUCACUCAUUUUGGAUGAUUUUCGUUAUCUCCAGCCAUGAUUUAAAGACAGAACCAAAACGCAGGAAUUGUUUGUUCAUGUUAAGAUGUAAUGAUUUGCUGACCCAAAGCUUUAAUAUAAACAUUGUAAUUUGUAAAAUGAAGUAUAUUUAUACAGGCAAAUAUGUAUGGAAAACAAGAGGAAAUAUUUUAAUUCUUAAUUUCAGAACAUAGUUUAUUUUAAUAUCCGCAUGAAUAAAUCUAAAUAUAUAAUGGGACAGAUUUUUUUAUUAUGAGUAGGUUUAAGCAAUUUAAGAUUUGGAUGUUUAUGAAUGAAAGGAAUUUAAUCUAAUACUGGUGGUUUCCCAGAUUAUAGAGACUUUUUUUUCAGCUGCCUCAUUUUAUUCAAAAACUGGUUUAGUGUUUUUUUUUGUUU
Molecule: messenger RNA, 2750 nt
Organism: Athene cunicularia (burrowing owl)
Lineage: Eukaryota; Metazoa; Chordata; Aves; Strigiformes; Strigidae
Gene: PRR16
Product: proline rich 16
Exons: 4
Coding region: 151-858 (235 amino acids)
Biological process (GO): positive regulation of cell size; positive regulation of translation
Source: RefSeq, a predicted model, not a curated record